Molecule: messenger RNA, 1203 nt
Organism: Medicago truncatula (barrel medic)
Lineage: Eukaryota; Viridiplantae; Streptophyta; Magnoliopsida; Fabales; Fabaceae
Product: syntaxin-61
Exons: 7
Coding region: 140-883 (247 amino acids)
Biological process (GO): Golgi vesicle transport
Cellular component (GO): membrane
Source: RefSeq, a predicted model, not a curated record
CCAUACUUUCUUUUCUUUUCACUUGCUUGCUAACUUUCUUCUCAACCAAACAAAGCUUAGUGUUCGUUCCUUCCUCCAUUUCUUCAUCAAUUUCGUGUCUUUACCAUUCAAAUCCCAAUUCCAGAUUCUGAGGAAAAAAAUGCCCUCAGCUCAAGAUCCAUUUUACGUUGUCAAAGAAGAUAUUCAAGAUUCUAUUGAUAGGUUGCAAUCUAAUUUUCACCAAUGGGAGAACACUUCUGAUACUGGUGAGCAUUUGAACCUUUCAAAGGAAGUUCUUGCUGCUUGUGGAAGUAUUGAGUGGCAGGUGGAUGAAUUGGACAAAGCAAUUUCUGUAGCAUCUAGAGAUCCUUCUUGGUAUGGCAUUGAUGAAGUGGAGAUUGAAAACCGGAGGAGGUGGACCAGCAAUGCUCGCACCCAGGUGCGCACAAUUAAGAGAACAGUGGAAGCUGGAAAGGGAUCAAAUCCAACAACUCAUGCUAGUAUAAGUGGGAUGCACAGGGAAUUAAUGAGGCUUCCAGAUUCUCAUCAAAGUACGUCUAAGUCUAACCAAUAUGCCUCUGGGGAUAAUGAUGAUUUCAUAGAAUCAGAAUCAGAUAGGCAAAUGCUUCUUAUAAAGCAGCAGGACGAGGAGUUAGACGAGCUUAGUUUAAGUGUACAGAGAAUCGGAGGUGUUGGACUUACAAUACAUGAAGAGCUCCUUGGGCAGGAAAAGAUUCUAGAUGAACUGGGAAAUGAGAUGGACAGUACAUCCAAUCGUUUAGAUUUUGUCCAAAAAAGAGUGGCAAUGGUGAUGAAGAAGGCCAGUGCAAAGGGGCAGAUGAUGAUGAUAUGUGGUUUGCUGGCCCUGUUCAUUUUCCUUUUUAUCUUGGUAUUCUUCACUUAGUCAUUUCUGAAUGCAUUGGUUGUAAAUGCAAAAAGGGAUCCAAGUUUGAGAAGACAAAAGAUUAAUGGGACAUCCUAUGUCUUGGUCAAAUGGAAGGCUCUUUGAAGGCAGUAGGAAAUUUUGAAUGUGAUGAAAAGGGUAGCAAUGAGCUUAAAAGUAUCAAAAGAUUAAGUUUUGAUCACAAAUAUGAUUUGAAUUAGUACCAGUAUUCGAAUAUAUAAUGAUUUUCUUCUGCAUGUUACUGUAAUGUACUGUAAUGCUUGAUGACUAUACCAUAAUAAUCUUUUAUCAUGCUAUUCAUCUUCUCACUCUUGAUGAUA